AUGAGACGCCGGUCUCCGACGAAUGUUUCUUCUGAGCUGAUGGAGAAAGGGGGAGCAAAAAAUCAACAAAACCGCCUUUGUUUAUUGGCUUCACUCUCUGCCGUUUUUUGGAUUUUGUUAUUGUAUUUCCAUUUUGUUGUGCUAGCAGGUAGUGCCGUUGAUGAAUCUAUCAAAUUAGAUUCCAACCCGAUAAACCCAGAAUCAAAAACCCCUGCUUUUGUAACUGAUGAUCGGCUACUGGGCACCCCUUCCAAUGUUACCCGUAGUAGCAGUAGUACUCAAAACACCCCAUUGAAUGCUACCCCUAGUGCUAGUGAAACCAUCCCAUCAAAUGCUACUCCUAGUAAUAGCGAAACCACCCAAUCAAAAAAUACGUCUAUUAGUAGUCAAAAGAUCGAGAAUUUCCCAUUUAUGAGAGCAUUGAGAACGGUAGAAAAUAAGAGUGAUCCGUGUGGAGGGAGGUACAUUUAUGUCCAUGAUUUGCCUCCUAGGUUUAAUGAGGAUAUGUUGAAGGAGUGUAGGAGUUUGAGUCUUUGGACCAAUAUGUGUAAGUUCACAACUAAUGCUGGGAUGGGACCCCCACUGGAGAAUGUUGAAGGGGUGUUUUCAAAUACAGGGUGGUAUGCCACAAAUCAAUUUGCAGUGGAUGUGAUAUUUAGUAAUAGGAUGAAGCAGUAUGAGUGCUUGACAAACGAUUCUUCUAUUGCUGCUGCGAUUUUUGUGCCGUUUUAUGCGGGGUUCGAUAUUGCUAGGUAUCUUUGGGGGCAUAAUGUUUCAAGGAGAGAUGCUGCUUCUCUUGAUUUAGUUGACUGGCUUAUGAAGAGGCCAGAGUGGGGGGUUAUGCAAGGCAGGGAUCAUUUUCUGGUUGCAGGGAGGAUAACGUGGGAUUUUAGGAGACUGUCUGAUGAAGAAUCGGAUUGGGGUAAUAAGCUUCUAUUUUUGCCAGCUGCAAAAAAUAUGUCAAUGCUUGUGGUCGAAUCAAGUCCCUGGAAUGCUAAUGAUUUUGGCAUCCCUUAUCCAACCUACUUUCAUCCUGCAAAGGAUGCUGAUGUGUUUAGUUGGCAAGACCGAAUGAGGAACCUAGAGAGGAAAUGGCUCUUUUCUUUUGCUGGGGCACCACGCCCUGAUAACCGCAAAUCUAUUAGAGGGCAGAUCAUAGAUCAGUGCAAGAAUUCAAAGGUGGGCAAGCUGUUGGAAUGUGAUUUUGGGGAGAGCAAGUGUCAUUCUCCAAGCAGCAUAAUGCAGAUGUUUCAGAGUUCUCUUUUCUGUCUCCAGCCUCAAGGUGAUUCGUACACGCGGAGGUCAGCUUUUGACUCAAUGCUGGCAGGUUGCAUUCCUGUUUUCUUCCAUCCUGGAUCGGCAUACACUCAGUAUACUUGGCAUCUUCCAAAGAAUUAUACCACAUAUUCAGUGUUCAUUCCAGAGGAUGAUAUACGCAAGAGAAAUGUUAGCAUUGAAGAAUGGCUUAGUCAGAUUUCUCCUGAGCAGGUCAAGAUCAUGAGGGAGAAGGUUAUAAGCCUCAUUCCGUCGCUUAUAUAUGCAGACCCUCGCUCGAAGUUGGAGACUCUCAAAGAUGCUUUUGAUGUUUCCGUACAGGCAGUCAUUGACAAAGUUACAAGGUUGAGGAAGAACAUUAUUGAAGGCCGCACAGAAUAUGAUAACUUUGUGGAGGAGAACAGCUGGAAAUACGCAUUGCUAGAUGAAGGACAGCGUGAGGUGGGAGGUCAUGAAUGGGAUCCUUUCUUCUCAAAACCAAAGGACGGCAAUGCUGAUUCUGGUGGAUCAUCUGCCGAAGCUGCAAAAAAAUCUUGGAAGAAUGAGCAGAGAGAUCAGUCAUGA
Molecule: messenger RNA, 1839 nt
Organism: Dovyalis caffra
Lineage: Eukaryota; Viridiplantae; Streptophyta; Magnoliopsida; Malpighiales; Salicaceae
Source: the annotation of a GenBank genome assembly